This is a messenger RNA of Ambispora gerdemannii, 759 nucleotides long. The record is from the annotation of a GenBank genome assembly. Lineage: Eukaryota; Fungi; Glomeromycota; Glomeromycetes; Archaeosporales; Ambisporaceae.
AUGAAUAACAUUAACGGCGGUAGUUUCAGUCUUGGUCUGAAUAAUAACUUUAAUAACAGCGAUCCAUUUAAUGGCGGUCCAAAACCAGAUAUUAUAAUACAAGAACUUGACAGUGAAAAAAUAAAGUUCAUAUUAACUAAUACAGAGUUGAGUGUUGCUAAUGCGUUACGACGUCUCAUGAUAGCCGAGGUACCAACUAUAGCAAUCGAUAUGGUUGAAAUUGAGCUAAACACCUCUGUCCUUGCAGAUGAGUUCAUCGCACAUAGACUCGGGUUAAUUCCAUUAGAUAGUAUGGAAGCUGAAAAAAUCAAAUAUACACGGGAAUGUAACUGUUCUCAAUAUUGUCCAAAUUGCUCGGUUGAACUAACACUACACGCAAAAUGCGUUCAAGAUGGUCAGUCACUUGAAGUGUGCAGUCGUGAUUUACAGUCAAGUGAUCCACGAGUGUCUCCUGUUUUGAAAGACGAUAAUGAUAAAGGAAUAUUGAUUGCUAAACUUCGUAAAGGACAAGAAUUAAAAGUUAAGUGCGUGGCAAAGAAGGGUGUCGCGAAAGAACAUGCUAAAUGGAGUCCAUGUGCAGCUGUAGCUUUUGAGUAUGAUCCACACAAUAGAUUACGACACACGCAUUAUUGGAUUGAAGAGGACGAAAAAAAGGAAUGGCCUCCUGGUCCGAACGCGAAUCAAGAACCACCUAUGACCGAUGACGAGCCAUUUGACUAUAACGCGACCCCUAAUAAAUUCUACUUUACCGUAGAAUAG